Manacus vitellinus (golden-collared manakin) is the source of this 1734-nucleotide messenger RNA. It is a transcript of the gene RACGAP1, whose product is annotated as Rac GTPase activating protein 1. NCBI's taxonomy places the organism in Eukaryota, Metazoa, Chordata, Aves, Passeriformes, Pipridae. The transcript is spliced from 15 exons. The annotation marks the transcript as partial. Gene Ontology annotation, biological process: signal transduction. The record is from RefSeq and is a predicted model, not a curated record.
CGUGCCCGCGAGAAGCUGGCCCGUGUGGAGGCCGAGCGGGCAGCGCUGGAGGUGAAGCUGAAGCAUGCCCGAAACCAGGUAGAGGUGGAGAUGAAGAAGCGGCACCGGGCAGAGGCUGAGCUGGAGAAGCAGGAGCGCAAACUUCAGCUGGUCUUUGAGUCUCUGAUGCGGGAGCCAUGGGGCAAUGAAAUGCUGAGCAGGAACCAGUGCUCUGUUCUCAGCGCCCUGGCCGGCCGGCGCCUCGGGGCGACCCUGGCACCGGGCAGGAGGUCAUCUGCAGUGGACGAGUCGUGCCAGUCCCUCUUGUCCCACUCAGAUAUCAGCUAUGACCGCACCGAGGACGAUGUGGAUGUUGAUAUGACGGUGGUGCGGACCCUGAAGCGCAAAGCCCCGGAGAGGCAGCAUGUGUCCCUGGCCCCUCAGAUUGGCCCUGUUGUGAUGGCAAAGAGGCACCGUUCUUCUGUGGUACCCCAUAAUGCUGCAAGUGUCCCCUCUAUGCCCCCUCCUGCUGAGGUCCCAGGCCCUGCUGGAAGCCUCCUGCCCACUGCUUUGGUCCCACGCCGCCGAUCUUGCCAGGGACAUCGUGUCUCCAUGCGUGCAGAGCUGACCACGGCGUGCAGCACCAGUGAAGCUCAUGGCUGCCGUGCCCCGGGGCAGGAGAGCCACACUGAGGGUAGCUCAGAGGGGCAGCCAGCACCAGCCCCCUUCCCCUCACCUCCACAGAGCCUCCCAACAGUCCAGCACCAGUUCACAUCCAAAACGGUGAUCCGCCCUGAGCCAUGUGGUGUCUGUGGCUCCCGCAUCCGCUUUGGGAAGACUGCCAUCAAGUGCUGUCAGUGCCAGCUGCUGCUGCACACCAAGUGUCGGGAGCAGUGCCCCAGCCCUUGUGCACCCCGGCCUCGCCACCACACCUGGCCCCGUGAGGGUGUGCUGGCUGACUUUGCCCCCUCCACGAGGCCCCUGGUGCCCUUGCUGGUGGUUCAGUGUGUGACCGAGGUGGAGACUCGAGGCUUGACAGAGACAGGGCUGUACCGGGUGCCGGGUGCGGAGCAGCUGGUGCGGGAGUGGAAGAGGAGGCUGCUGCGGGCUGGGGGUGCGCUGCCCACCCUCAGCAGCGUGACUGACAUCCACGUGGUGUGUGGUGUGCUCAAGGACUUUCUGCGGGGCCUCAAGGAACCACUGGUUACCUUCAGCCUCCACCCUGCCUUCCUGAGUGCUGCUGACAUCCUCGAUGAUGCUGCCUGUGACACAGCCCUGCGGCACGUGGUGAGCAAGCUGCCCCCAGCCAACAGGGACACCCUGGCCUUUCUCAUGCUGCACCUGCUCAAGGUAUCACGCAGCCCCGACUGCAAGAUGGACGUGCUCAACCUGUCCCGUGUGUUUGGCCCUACACUGGUAGGACACAGCUCAGCCAACCCCACACCACUCGCCAUCAUGGAGGACACACCGCGGCAGUGCAAGGUGGUGGCUCGUCUCCUCUCGCUGCCACCUGACUUCUGGAGAGGCUUUGUGGGGACAGAGCAGGAGAACCUUGUGCCGAUGCCAGCCCCAGGGGGUGAACGUGAGCUGUUCUUCCACCCCAUUGUCUCUCCGGAACCCAAGCCAGGCCAGCUGAGCCCAGCUGGUACCUGCUGCCUCCCCAGCACCUUGCGGAGCUGCGUGGGCACGGCCACCCGGCCCCCGCAGGGGCCGGCCCCGAGGAAGGUAGGCCGGUUCUUCCCUUCUCCGGUGUAG